Messenger RNA from Zea mays, 1047 nucleotides. RefSeq names its product 1,2-dihydroxy-3-keto-5-methylthiopentene dioxygenase 4. The transcript is spliced from 5 exons. Bases 198 to 746 code for a protein of 182 amino acids. Lineage: Eukaryota; Viridiplantae; Streptophyta; Magnoliopsida; Poales; Poaceae. Gene Ontology annotation, molecular function: acireductone dioxygenase [iron(II)-requiring] activity. The record is from RefSeq and is a predicted model, not a curated record.
AAAACUACGGUUCCGGCUUUCGGUGGCUAUUCUUGCAUCUGCAAGCUCCACCACAGUCACAGCCACACGGCAGAAAAACGAACCGAGGAACAAUCCGGGUUCUGCAGGAACCCACUCCAACUGUGCGGCGCGUCCAAAAAUACAAAAGGCAAGCGAGCGAGCGAACUCCCAGUUCGGCUGCUCCAAUUCCACUCGGCAUGGCUCCUCAGGCGUGGGUCGUGGCGGAGAACGGCGAGGACCUCCAACAACCCAGGGAAUUCCUGCCGCUCUCUAAGCUUGAAGAUGUUGGCGUGUUGUAUUGGCAUUUGGACCCUAAGAAGUCUGAAAGCGAGGAGGAACUAGCAAAAAUACGCAGAGACAGAGGAUACAGUUACAUGGAUCUUAUUGAGAUAUGUCCCGACAAACUGGAAAACUAUGAGGAGAAGGUGAAGAACUUCUUCUGUGAGCACAUGCACGCUGACGAAGAGAUCCGCUAUUGCUUGGAGGGCAGCGGGUACUUUGACGUCCGUGACAAAGAUGACAAGUGGAUUCGAAUUCGGAUAAGGGAAGGAGACAUGAUCAUCCUACCAGCAGGAAUUUAUCAUCGGUUCACCCUCGACAGCGCUAAAUACACGAAGCUCAUGAGGCUUUUCAUUGGGGAACCAGUCUGGACCGCAUUAAACCGCCCUCAGGAGGACCACCCCGCGAGGCAAGAGUAUGUCAAGAAUGUGAGUGCGGGCACUGGAUUUGCUCUUGCAGCACACUGAAUCUGUCCCCCCCCCUUCCCGUGUAUAAGAAUAUAUGGUCACUUGGAUUCAUGUACCACGUCAUAGUAUCAACGUCAUAGUAUCAAAGUUUUAAAUAGCCGGCUAUAGCUUUUCGGAAGGUCCGGAGCUAAGAGAUGCACCAUUUAGCGCUAACCAAAAUUAGCCGCUAAUAGCCUUAUUUAGCCCGCUAAAUACACAACAUUAGCUCAAUUUAGCUGCUAAACACGCAAUAUUUUUUACUGUUCGAACCUUUGAAACAUUGAGGUCCAAAAACAAACUGUGGGCAGACCCUUUAACUUAA